Molecule: messenger RNA, 3563 nt
Organism: Polypterus senegalus (gray bichir)
Lineage: Eukaryota; Metazoa; Chordata; Cladistia; Polypteriformes; Polypteridae
Gene: nme9
Product: NME/NM23 family member 9
Exons: 19
Coding region: 249-2264 (671 amino acids)
Biological process (GO): CTP biosynthetic process; GTP biosynthetic process; UTP biosynthetic process
Molecular function (GO): nucleoside diphosphate kinase activity
Source: RefSeq, a predicted model, not a curated record
AAAAACGAGGCGCGCUGCCUUAACGUUUAUGCUUAAGUCGAUUUUUUUAUCCACCGGCUCAUUCGUUUACCUAACAGUUUAUUUAGAUAGGGCAUGAAUCCAGCCCGAACUGGACACCAAUCGAUCGCAAGACCCUUUCUCUUAAAAGGAUCAACAGCCUACCUAAACUGAACUGCGAGUGUUUAGAAAGUGGAAAGGAAACGGGAGUACCUAAAGGAAAAAUCAUCAAGGAAGAAAGGCUUUUCAUUAUGGCUGGACAAAAGAAAGAAAUUGUAUUUCAGGUUCCUCUUACAAAUCAAGAGCAAUGGGAUGAGAUGCUUGCUCGUAAAGGAGUAAAUGUCAUUGAUGUGUAUCAGCAAUGGUGUGGUCUUUGUAAAGCUGCUGUUGGCUUCUUCCGGAAAAUAAAAAAUGACCUGGGAGAUGAUCUUUUACAUUUUGCUACGGCUGACGCUAACAGUAUUCCAGCACUAGAGAGAUAUGUUGGGCCUUGCAUACCCACCUUUCUUUUUAUAGCUGGAGGAGAGCUGGUGGCUGUAGUGAGAGGAGUAAAUGCUCCUCUUCUUCGGAAGACAAUUAUCGAGCAGCUAGAAAUAGAGAAAAAAGUGUUGGACAAUAAGGCUGAGCGCAAAGUGAUUCAAGAUGAGUGGCUAAUAGAACAAGAAAAGGCAGCAGAGGAGAAGAAGAAGGAGGAAGAGAAGAAGAAGGAGGAAGAAAAGAAGAAGGAAGAGGAAGAGGAGAAGGAGAGAGAGAAUGUAGAGGAGGGAGCUGAAAAUGAGCCCACUGAUGAAGAUGCAAUAGUUCCGGCAGGUAAAUCAUUCACUUUGGCAAUAAUAAAACCAGAUGUUGUUGCACAUGGAAAAGUAAAUGAAAUAAUAAUGAAGAUCCAAGAAGCUGGAUUUGAGAUUCUUGCCCAUGAAGAAAGAACUCUUACUGAAGAUGAAGCUCGAGAUUUUUACCAGCACAAGUCAGCAGAGCCAUACUUUGAGGAGCUGGUGCAGUUCAUGUCAAGUGGGCCAUCGUACAUUUUGAUUAUCUCACAACCUGAGAGCUCUGAUGAUGUAAUACCAACAUGGCGUGAGUUCAUCGGUCCUAAAGACAUUGAUGUUGCUAAAAGAGAGAAACCUGACAGUCUUCGUGCUCAGUACGGAACAGAAACCCUUUUUAAUGCUGUGCAUGGCAGUGAUGAUGAGGAUCAAGCAAGCAGAGAGCUUGCUUUCUUCUUCCCCAACUUUAAAACGGCAAGGAAAAGCAAUGAAGAGGUUAUAGAUGUGCCAGUGGAAAGGACACUAGCUCUGAUCAGGCCUGAUAUUCUUAAGGAAAGAAAAGAGGAGAUUCUGGAGAAGAUUCAAGAGGAAGGAUUCAGCAUUGCCAUGCAGAAGCAGGUGAUGCUUACAGAACACCAGGUCCGUGAAUUUUACAGAGACCACGUUAAUGAAGACUACUUUCCUGCAUUGCUACAGAACAUGACGAGUGGCCCAGUUCUCGCCGUUGCUCUGGUUAAGAAGGGAGCAGUCGAUCACUGGAAAAGACUCCUGGGACCCAAAAGUAUUGAUCAGGCCAGGGAGGCAGCACCCGAAAGUUUGAGGGCACAGUUUGCAGUAGAUGGGACUCCAAUAAACCAGCUACAUGGGAGUGCAACCAGUGAAGAGGCUGCAAAAGAACUGAACUUCUUCUUUCCCCAAGAACAAACUCUGGCAGUGAUCAAGCCUGAUGCCAUGGAGAAACAUAAAGAUGACAUUAUUGAAAGUGUAAAGAACCAGGGAUUCUUAAUAACACAAAUGAAGGAGACAGUUCUCUCCAGAGAAAUGGCUGAAGAAUUCUACAAGGAACACAAAGGAAAACCUUUCUUCGAGCAGCUGGUUGAAUACAUGUGUCGUGGACCAUGCAUGAUGAUGAUUUUGAGUAAGGAGAAUGCUGUAGAGGAAUGGAGAAAUAUGAUGGGACCCACCAACCCAAAAGAAGCUCAGGAAUCAUCUCCUGGCUCACUGAGAGCACGUUUUGCCAAGGAUAUUCUGGAAAACUCUGUGCAUGGACCUUCUAAUCUUCAACAUGCUGUGGAAAAAAUAAAGUUUGCAUUUGGCGACAUUGGACUGGGGCCAAACGGGUCUCUUCAGGGUGUAGAGCCAGCGCUGGACAGAGCUGAUCACUUAGAUGCUCUUAUAAAUGGCCCAGAGAUGACAGAGGAGACAGCCAUUUCUAAUGACGAGCAAUCAGAAGCACCUCCUGACAGUACAAAUCAGGCUGAAGAAGAAGAAGAAUCUUGACUUGAAGCCCAGUGGAAAUUCAAAUUCAACCUGAAACUGGAAAGAAACCCUGAACUUUACCGUCUGAUUUUUUUUUUUUAACCUGAAGAUAUUUGAUGUUUUUUCUGGACCAGAGUUCAGCCUCCAUGUAUAUUUUAAUCAAGCAUGGCAAUGGCUGAAAGCCUAAAAACGGACCUGUGGGCUUCAGUCAUUAUGACCCUCCACACACAUUUAAAAUCAUGCCAUAGCAAACCAAGAAUUUAUAUUUCUGAGAUGCCGCACCGCUGAAGCAUAUUUGCAUGAUAAAUGGAAGCCAGCAACUUUAACAGACUGCAAGUGUCUCUCGGGGAAAACGUUUUAAAUGUGAAAACAAAUCACACUUUGGGCGCAAGAUGGAUAUGCAGGACUCUGUUGUCCACAUCAUGUUGAACUGACCAGCUGGUUUCUGUUUUUUUUAUUUGUUUGGUUUUUUAUAUCUUUCAAAUUUAAAUAUGUGAAAUGAUUUUUUUCUAUAUUUCAGUUGCCACUUUUUAGUUUAAUUGGGUGAAUAUAUUCAAGAUUAUAUUGUUUACGCCUUAUAUUUCUGUAUUAUACAUGAAUACAAUAAACAUACAAUUCCCUACAUGUGAUGUUUGAACCUUUCAACUUUAAAACAAUUUCAGUAGGACUCUCUUUGGAACAGGAAUUUAAACUGUAUUGCAUCUAAAGUAGAGUAUUUUGAUGGUGACUAAGAGUUUUUUUAUUUUUUUAAUAAUUCCAGGAUUUGUUGGGUCUCCCCCUUGUAUAUUCUAGCUGUGUUACCUGGCUUUGAUGGGCCUCGAUUGUAAUGGUGUUGGGUUAAAGGAGACGUUCAGUAUUUUUCAAGUGGAAUUUAUUUCUUUAAAAACAUUGUAUAUAAGCGUUUGCCACACAAAAUUGUGUCCUAAACUUAUGCGUCUUUUGUAAUUAAAAAAAAAAACAAAAAAAACCCAUCUUGCCCGAUGGGCGGGCGCUUUACUGCAAUGGAGGCCAUGGGGCACAGAGUAAUAAAGGAGUUCUAAACUGCAAACACACCAAUACAUGUGUCAAAGCUAUUUAAUUAAGUGGCACACAGCAAACCGAAUAUUUAUGGAGAUUUUACAAACCAGACAUGCAUGGGAGAUAAGUGACAAUAGGCAGAGGACAGGGUAUGGCUGAAAAAUUAGAAUUAGAAUUUAGAAAAAGAAGAAAAACAUCACUUUAAACUUGUUACUGUAGAUUCAAGUGAACAUUUUACUGGCGACAUGCUCUACUGUAUCUAUACUGCACUGAUUUACCAACUCGCCAGUUUCUUUUUAUUUU